UUAGCAGGCAGAAGUCCUCAAACACAAGAAAAAGAAAAAAAAAUGAAAAAGAAAAUAAUAUAUAAGAAAAUAACAUCACGUCAUUUGUGAGCGGAGACCCCAAUCGAACACCGCCUGGACACAACACAGGUGGGUGGGAGAACAAAUCGCGAAGAAUUGUUAGUAUAGUGUCUCACCCUCGCGCAGAAACCUUCAUCAAUUUCCACAAACUCGAACAACGAAUCGUUCUCCAUUGCUAACCUAAAAAAUGGGUUGUUUCUUGAGCAAAAACGGCGAUACCAACGCCAACAGGAUCGCACGUUGGCGAGCCACUGGAAUUGUUGCUUUGCGCGAUUCCAAAUUAAAGGCCUUUUUUGGUAUGAAUGGAUUUUUGGAAAAAGUGAUGUUAUACUGUUGUGUGAUACUUGCGAGACUCGUCAAAACAUUUGACAGAGAACACGUUUACUUACAAUGGAGCCUUUGCAAACAGUCAUUUCCAGAUGAAAUUAUUAAGUUAGACACAUCUGUUCGCACUCUUGACUUGACGCAUAAUCGAAUAGUUGACAUUCCUAUGGAAAUCAACAAGUUAAUUAAUAUACAACGAAUGGUAUUAGCGGAGAACUUAAUUGAGAGACUGCCAAUGAGUUUAGGCAAACUCCAAUCGUUGAAACUGUUGAACCUGGAUGGAAAUCGAAUAACUUCCUUACCUGAUGAAUUGGACCAGUUAGUAAGGCUUGAACGCUUAUCUGUCUCAAGGAAUUUAUUAGCAUCCUUGCCAAUGACUAUUGGAAGUUUGAGAAAUUUGGUGCUUUUGAAUGUGUCAAAUAACAAGUUACGGUCCCUUCCAGAAUCUGUUGGCAGUUGCUCCUCUUUGGAAGAGUUACAAGCAAAUGAUAAUCUUAUAGAAGAUCUUCCAUCUUCUGUGUGCAAUCUCUCUCACUUAAAGUCACUUUGCUUGGAUAACAAUAAUGUGAAGCAGACUCCUCGGAAUUUAUUGAAAGACUGCAAAGCUCUUCAGAACAUAUCACUGCAUGGUAAUCCUAUAUCAAUGGAUCAAUUGCAACAGAUGGAGGGGUUUCAAGAGUUUGAAGCAAGGAGGAAAAAGAAGUUUGACAAACAAAAUGAUUCAAAUGUGAUGAUCGGUUCAAAAGGUCUUGAUGAGGGUGUUGAUUUAUGAUGUGGUCAGGCUUGCUGAGACCAAUAACAAUGAGGAGGAGCUUUUGGAUUUGGUUUGGAAUACUUCGUUUUUUACUAAUGCCUUUUCUUUCACAUAUGAAACAAGUGUGUUGAUAUUCCUGUCACAUUGUAUGUGAUUCUUUCUGUCAUUAUCCUGCGCCAGUUCUUGUUUGCCUGCAAAUAUGAUGACUUCAACAACAAAAGUAAUACCAUUCCUUCGAUAUAGUGUUGAA
Vigna radiata var. radiata (mung bean) is the source of this 1388-nucleotide messenger RNA. Its product is annotated as plant intracellular Ras-group-related LRR protein 7. The transcript has 10 exons. The coding region runs from base 248 to 1156 and encodes 302 amino acids. The record is from RefSeq and is a predicted model, not a curated record. Gene Ontology annotation, molecular function: protein binding. Lineage: Eukaryota; Viridiplantae; Streptophyta; Magnoliopsida; Fabales; Fabaceae.